This is a messenger RNA of Plasmopara halstedii, 1260 nucleotides long. RefSeq names its product isocitrate nadp-dependent. The record is from RefSeq and is a predicted model, not a curated record. The transcript has a single exon. Lineage: Eukaryota; Oomycota; Peronosporomycetes; Peronosporales; Peronosporaceae. Gene Ontology annotation, molecular function: NAD binding; magnesium ion binding; isocitrate dehydrogenase (NADP+) activity. Gene Ontology annotation, biological process: isocitrate metabolic process. Bases 1 to 1260 code for a protein of 419 amino acids. Gene Ontology annotation, cellular component: mitochondrion.
AUGGCCGCACCUGCGCGCCGCGGCUUCGCUACUAGCCAAAAAAUUAAAGUGCACAAGCCAAUUGUAGAGUUAGAUGGUGACGAAAUGACACGCGUGAUCUGGUCGCAGAUCAAGGACAAGUACAUUAACCCAUACUUGGAUCUGGACAUUGAAUACUUUGAUUUGGGCUUGCCACACCGUGAUGCCACCGAUGACAAGGUGACCGUCGACGCUGCGCAUGCCAUCCAAGAAAACCACGUAGGCAUUAAGUGCGCAACCAUUACCCCGGAUGAGCAGCGCGUCGAGGAGUUCAAACUGAAGAAGAUGUGGCGCUCGCCCAACGGUACCAUCCGCAACAUUUUAAACGGAACGGUCUUUCGCGAACCCAUCGUCAUUUCCAAUGUACCGCGCCUUGUUCCUGGUUGGAAAAAGCCCAUUGUUGUAGGUCGCCAUGCUUUCGGCGAUCAGUACAAGAGCACCGACUUCAUCGCUUCUGGGCCAGGCAAAUUUGAGGUCGUAUACACGCCUGCUGACGGCGGCAAGAAGCAGACAUUCGAGGUGUAUGACUUUAAAGGACCUGGUGUUGGGCUCGCCAUGUACAACACUGAUGAAAGCAUCUACGGUUUUGCUAAGUCGUGUCUGUCGUUUGCGUUGAGCAAGAACCAGGAUCUGUUUCUGUCUACUAAGAACACGAUUCUGAAGAAAUAUGAUGGAAGGUUCAAAGAUAUCUUUGAGGAGGUGUACCAGAGUGAGUUUAAAGCUAAGUACGAUGCCGCUGGCAUUUCCUACACGCACCGACUCAUCGAUGACAUGGUCGCCCAGGCACUCAAGAGUGACGGUGGCUUUGUCUGGGCUUGCAAGAACUAUGACGGUGAUGUUCAGUCGGACAUUGUAGCCCAGGGCUAUGGAUCACUCGGACUGAUGACCAGCGUGCUGGUCGCUCCUGAUGGAAAGACGGUGGAGGCUGAAGCUGCUCACGGUACAGUCACUCGCCACUGGCGCCAGUACCAGAAGGGUAAGAAGACGAGUACCAAUCCCAUUGCCUCGAUCUACGCCUGGACUCGUGGUUUGUCUCACCGCGGCAAGCUUGACGGCAAUCAGGAGCUUAUUGACUUUUCCCAGGGCUUAGAAGAUGCCGUUAUCAAGACGGUGGAGGCUGGCCACAUGACUAAGGACCUGGCUAUAUGCAUUCACGGUUCUAACGUGACUCCGGACCACUACCUCUACACGGAAGACUUCAUGGACAAAAUCAAAGAAACAUUCGACGCUGCGCGCAGUUGA